AGCAGCAUUUUUAGUAGAGAGCCUGUGCCGGAUUUUUUUUCUAACACAAAAGACUAAAAGCAGGAAUUUUUUCGCAAAUAUUUUUUAAUUCAAAAAUUUUGCCAACAUUUAUUAUGUUUUAAGUGUAAAUAACGCAAGGAAAAGAACACAAACAAUAUGGGUAUAUUAGAUAAAAUUGCUGAAAUCGAAAGAGAAAUUGCCAGAACACAAAAAAAUAAAGCCACUGAAUAUCAUUUGGGUUUAUUGAAGGCCAAAUUAGCCAAAUAUCGUUCGCAAUUGUUGGAGCCCUCGAAGAAGGGCGAAAAAGGUGAAGGCUUUGAUGUGCUAAAGAGUGGCGAUGCCAGAGUGGCUUUGAUUGGUUUCCCUUCGGUGGGUAAGUCAACGCUGCUGUCGACGCUAACAAAAACUGAAUCGGAAGCGGCCAACUAUGAGUUCACAACGUUGACCUGUAUUCCCGGUGUGAUUGAGUAUAAGGGUGCGAAUAUACAAUUGUUGGAUUUGCCGGGUAUUAUUGAAGGUGCUGCACAGGGCAAAGGUCGUGGUCGUCAAGUUAUUGCUGUCGCCCGUACUGCCGAUUUAGUAGUCAUGAUGUUGGACGCCACCAAGCCGAAUGUACACCGUGACUUAUUGGAGCGGGAAUUGGAGUCGGUGGGCAUACGUUUAAAUAAACGUAGACCAAAUAUUUACUUCAAACAAAAGAAGGGUGGCGGCUUAAGUUUCAAUGCCACCUGUGCUCUAACUAGCUGCAAUGAGAAAAUGGUACAAACCGUACUGCACUCCUUUAAGAUCUUUAAUGCUGAAGUGUUGUUCCGUGAAGACUGUAGCGUGGAUGAGUUUAUCGAUGUGGUUACAGCGAAUCGUGUUUAUUUGCCUUGUCUCUAUGUCUACAAUAAAAUCGAUCAGAUUUCUAUCGAAGAAGUAGAUCGUUUGGCUAGAGAACCCAACUCCAUAGUGGUUAGUUGUAAUAUGCAAUUGAAUUUGGAUUAUUUACUAGAGGCGCUGUGGGAUGCCUUGCAGCUUAUUAGAGUUUAUACGAAAAAACCUGGUGCACCACCAGAUUUUGAUGAUGGUUUGAUUUUGAGAAGGGGUGUUUCUGUGGAGUAUGUAUGUCAUGCUAUUCAUCGUACUUUAGCCGCUCAAUUUAAGUAUGCCUUAGUCUGGGGUACUUCCACCAAGUACUCACCCCAACGUGUGGGCAUUAGUCAUAUAAUGGCCGAUGAGGAUGUUAUACAAGUUGUUAAGAAAUGAUUAAUGAAUUCCUUUUUUGCAUUUUCCUUUCCACUCCAUUAUCACCUUAACUCUUACCUUUUUUAAACUUUUCUUUAGUUUAUUAUUAAUCCAUUGGAUAUUGUUUUACCAACAAAACUGCCUGAAAUUUUAAUGAAAAGAAUUUCUUGGCUUUACCUGCUGCGCUUUGGCUUUACAGAAAAUUAAUAUUAAAUAUUAUAACAUAAAUGAAAUUGAAAUUCUAUUGGAUAAACGUACGGGAUGACUAACUAAUGGUUUUGUUUUAUAAGUGUUACUUAAAUAAGCAGCAUUCUUUUUAUUUUAUUCACCAUUAUCUCCCUCUCCCCUGUCUCUAUAUAUAUAAACAAUUUAGAACUCAAGGAAUAAUAAAUGAUAUUUAACGAAAUAAACAUGUUAUUCAACAUCAUAUCUAAAAAGGUA
Messenger RNA from Calliphora vicina (urban bluebottle blowfly), 1668 nucleotides. Its product is annotated as developmentally-regulated GTP-binding protein 2. Gene Ontology annotation, cellular component: cytoplasm. The transcript has 4 exons. NCBI's taxonomy places the organism in Eukaryota, Metazoa, Arthropoda, Insecta, Diptera, Calliphoridae. Gene Ontology annotation, molecular function: GTP binding; GTPase activity. The record is from RefSeq and is a predicted model, not a curated record. The coding region runs from base 157 to 1248 and encodes 363 amino acids. Gene Ontology annotation, biological process: cytoplasmic translation.